Messenger RNA from Penicillium soppii, 225 nucleotides. RefSeq lists its product as uncharacterized. Bases 1 to 225 code for a protein of 74 amino acids. The transcript has 2 exons. NCBI's taxonomy places the organism in Eukaryota, Fungi, Ascomycota, Eurotiomycetes, Eurotiales, Aspergillaceae. The record is from RefSeq and is a predicted model, not a curated record.
AUGGAUGAAAAAUCAACGAGGGACAAUGGAUAUCCACUCACUGCAGCACGAAAGCCGAGCCGAGCAAACUCGGCAUCAGACGAAGUCAUCGUCCACACCGACAAUUGGACACACCUGUCGCAAUUUCCUCCACACCGUCUAUACUCCAGCGCUCAUGUUCUUGGCGAAAUUGUUCUGGCCACGACCCGCGACCUAGAACAGAAUACACUUUGCGCAAGUAAAUAG